This is a messenger RNA of Trematosphaeria pertusa, 468 nucleotides long. RefSeq lists its product as uncharacterized. The transcript has 3 exons. The record is from RefSeq and is a predicted model, not a curated record. The coding region runs from base 1 to 468 and encodes 155 amino acids. NCBI's taxonomy places the organism in Eukaryota, Fungi, Ascomycota, Dothideomycetes, Pleosporales, Trematosphaeriaceae.
AUGCUCUGCUCAUUCAUCCUCGCUGCUUUCUCCAGUGGCCUUGCCACCGCUUUGACGAUCAACACAGUUCAAUCCUCGACUAUCGAGACUCGCCAAGUGGGAAUCGACGUCUUUCUCCGUAUUCAAGACUGGGGAACUCCUGGCGGUGGCACUGGCAACCCUGCCUGCAUUCCCAGCUGCAUGUUGACGGUCAACGCGCCUGGCUAUUGUGAUAUUGGGACGUCAGAUUGGAGCGGCGAAUGUAUCUGGAACUAUGACAACCCGCCCUCGGGCACCCGGCCUGUGACUGGUUGCGAUGGCUGGACGACUCGCUGGGAGCGAGUCAAUGGCGUCGCCACUGUCUUUGUUGAGACGGCCGACGCUUAUACCGACUUUGGCCUCAACUCUUGUCAUUCUCCCGACUCCAGCGGUGGCAGUCAAUGCGGCCCCAACGGGGAUCCUUGUGACUGUCCCGAUUGUCAGGCAUGA